Xiphophorus maculatus (southern platyfish) is the source of this 1910-nucleotide messenger RNA. RefSeq names its product solute carrier family 35 member G2 (gene slc35g2a). The coding region runs from base 371 to 1726 and encodes 451 amino acids. The transcript has 2 exons. Lineage: Eukaryota; Metazoa; Chordata; Actinopteri; Cyprinodontiformes; Poeciliidae. The record is from RefSeq and is a predicted model, not a curated record.
CUUUCUCUCUCUCUUUCUCCCAGACCAGAAGCGCCUGUAUGUGUGUGUUCAGACAGUGAUGAAAGCGGCCAGCACGUUCCCAUAAAACACAUUUUAGCUCUCUGUGGAGUGCAGCGAGGUGUGAGUAUAGGUGCUGAGGCGCACCACUCUGUCCCUGAGGACAAUCACUGCUGCGGAAAAAAGAGGAGAGAGAGAGAGAGAGAGAGACAGAGAGGAGAAAAGAGCGAGAAGCUGAGAACAAAUGGCCAAAAGGAGGUGAUGAAGCGUUGGGAGACGUUCACUAAAUGACUGAGGUGGGCCGUUUGUGAAGUUCAGCCCUGGUUCGCGCGACAGUAGGUGUACAUCAUCUCUGAGGUUUUAUUUUUAAAAAAUGGAGUCAGCUCACCUUCUGAGUGGCUCCAAGAAGAGAGUGAAGAUCCACCCUCACACAGUCACAGCCAAGUAUGCCACGCAGACCCCCUACAGUCCCCAACCUGGAAUACACACCCAUUUCCCCCAACCAGGCGACGAGGGCUAUGACGAUGCCCCAUCAUUCGAGGACUUUGGCUCAUUCUUGGAGGAGACAUCCGACAGGAAACGGCUCACGGAGAGCAAGAGGUGGCCCUUGAAGUUGUUUGGCUCCAAAGACAAGGACACAGCUCAUAAACUUCAAGCCACUGGGGGAGCAGAGGGGAGUGAGCUGGGAGCCAAAGCAGUGAAGGGAUCUGGGAAAGGGGUUGGAGAACAGCUGGCCAGUUUCGGUGAAGCGUCUGUGUCUGCGUCUCGGCUCACCUGGUUGGGGCUGCUCGGUGCGGCGCUUGCACACGGCUGCCUAAUUGCCCUGACCCGCCUGGCCUCUGAACGCUUUGGCCUUGGACCCCUGUUUCUUCUCUUGGUGAGGUCUGUCAUCCAGCUUCUGUCAGUAGCAGUCCCACUGCACAGGGCGGAGAACCCGUUUGGGCCAGAAGGAUAUCGGCUACGUCUGCUCUGUUACGGCAUUGCGUACUCACUCUCCCUCUGUUGUGCAUACUCCUCCUUAACUUUCGCCUCCUCUGAAAAUGGUUCAACAACUUGGCGACUGGCAACCACCGCUCUGUCAGCAACCCUUGCCUUCCUGCUUCUGGAGGAAAAGCUGGGACUGGCUGAUGGGAUAACUUUAGCCGCUGGCCUGUGCGGAUUGGGUCUUGUGUUGCUUCCCACGGCAGAUGAGAGCUAUGAAGACGCACCAGUCGACCCGGUCACAUUCUGGAGAGGCGCCUUCGGAUGGUCUCUUUCGGCACUAGCGGGAUUGUGGAUGGCCCUGGCGCUGGUUGGGUAUCGCUCACUGAAAGACAGAGUGGGAGUUGGCACUGCCUUGUUCACUGUGAGUUGGACUGGUUGCCUGCUCACCCCAGCUACUAUGAUCCUGCUCCAGGAGGGCUGGUCUUGGCCUAUGAGUUUACCAGCAUGGGGCCUUGUCCUGGGCUUAGUUGCCUGCUCUAUAGCGGCCUUCCUGGGAAUGACACAUGCUCUCACCCGACUCCACCCAGCUCUGGUCUCCGCCUCGCAGAGCUUGGAGGUGCCUGUAGCCAUGUUCCUGCAUUUGGCCCUACUCCCUCUGGCUCCCACCGCUCCGGAAGUUGUUGGGAACGUGAUGAUCGUGCUGAGCGUCGGGUGGCUGGUGGCAAUGAAGUUGCUGCCCUCUCGAGGUGCGGGACGGCGCCAGAGGGAGGAGUAUGAGGAGAUUCUGGACUCACCUAUCAAAUAGACAGACGCAUUCUCUCUUCCCCUCACCCACACGUUCUCCUUCAGGAGGGUGGUUCCAAUGUACAUAAGAGACUGCUAGAUGUUCAUCAGAGCUUGAUCUAUUUUGUAUUGUUGUUUUUGCUUAGAAGAAAGUGCCAAUAUUGUGUUGUCUGUCAAGUGACUACAUGAUGUGAAAAUAAAAUCUC